Molecule: messenger RNA, 2428 nt
Organism: Sphaeramia orbicularis (orbiculate cardinalfish)
Lineage: Eukaryota; Metazoa; Chordata; Actinopteri; Kurtiformes; Apogonidae
Product: gastrula zinc finger protein XlCGF57.1-like
Exons: 6
Coding region: 96-1868 (590 amino acids)
Biological process (GO): regulation of transcription by RNA polymerase II
Cellular component (GO): nucleoplasm
Molecular function (GO): RNA polymerase II cis-regulatory region sequence-specific DNA binding; DNA-binding transcription repressor activity, RNA polymerase II-specific
Source: RefSeq, a predicted model, not a curated record
GAAGUGUCGUGAAUACAUACAGCGGUUCCUCCGAGUUUACAGACCGGUACCUGAGUUAGUGUUUAAACCAGGUUUAAGGAGUUGAACCGGGUUAAAUGUCUUCUUUUGUCGAGCAGCUCGUGUCCGCCGUCAUGAAGGAGUUUAUAGAGACUGCAAUACCGGAAAUAUGUCAGAGAUUUAACCCUGUGAAGAACGAGGCGGAGCUGCAGGCCGUGAUGUCCAGACUUUGUGAUUCUCUGCUUCAGGAGCUUCGGCGACUGCUGAAAGAAGGUGACUCACCCAGUGCAGCUGUGGUGGUGAUGCAGUCUGACUCCGCCCCCACUGCAGCAGAGGGAGACACUCCACUGGAGGCCACCGACCAAUCAGAUGCUCUCACAGGUGAAGAGGUGACACCAGCUAGCAGACAGCCCCGCCCCCUCCACAGCAAGUCCCGCCCAUUCACCUGUCCCAUCUGUGGUAAAAGGUUCUCUUCCCGCAGCAGCGUGUCCGCUCACCAUCGCACCGCUCACCUGCAGCAUCCGCUCAGGUGUGCACACUGUCAGAAGGUGUUCCGGACCACCAGGCACCUCCGGACCCACCAGACCAGGACCCGACCGGACCAAGGGAUGCUCACCUGCCCCACCUGUGGACGGACGGAGGACACGCACUGUGGCCUGAGGAAACACAGGCUGAGCUGUCAGAAGGACGAUGGCCACGCCCACAGGUGUCCGACGUGUGGGAGACAGUUCUCCAGACUCAGCUACCUGUCUGUCCAUCAGAGAGUCCACCUAGACAUCAAGCCCUUCACCUGUGGAACAUGUGGGCGGGGCUUCACCAGGAGCCGUAGCCUCCACGUCCACCAGGAGACGGUCCACAGAGGACGGAGACCGUUUGUCUGCAGCGUCUGUGGGAAGAGGUUCAGUCAACAGGGUGGACUCAGGACUCACCUGAGGACCCACACAGGUGAGCGUCCUUACACCUGUGACCAGUGUGGGAGCAGGUUCUCCAGCCGCAGCGCUCUAACCGUCCACCGCCGCGUCCACACUGGAGAGAAGUCCUACAGCUGCGACACCUGUGGGAGGAGUUUCAGCGUAUCGGCUAACCUGCGCCGCCACUUGCUGGUCCAUGCGGGACGCCGCGCCUUUGGCUGUGAUGUGUGUGGCCGCCACUUCUCACAGGCAGCUCACCUGAAGGCGCACGGCGCCGUGCACAGUGGUCAGGUGUCGUUCAUCUGUAAGAGUUGUGGGAAGGGCUUCCGACAGCGCGGUGCCCUGCUGGUCCAUGAACGCAUCCACACUGGCCUCAAACCGUUCACCUGCACCGACUGUGACCGGAGCUUUGCCUCUGCCACAUCACUGCAACGCCACCGCCUCACACACAGCGGUGCCACACCACACACCUGUGACGAGUGUGGAAAGAGCUUCAGCUCUGCCCACAUCCUGAAGACGCACCUGCAGCUGCACGGCGGCACCAAGCAGUUCACCUGCGACGUAUGUGGGCGGGGCUACAGUUCGCAGAGUUACCUGAAGACGCAUCGACGCAGUCACUCGGAGGGGAAGCCGUUCACAUGCCCUCAUUGUCUGAAGAGCUUCUCCACGGCGUCCAGUCUCAAGCUCCACCUCAGGGUCCACAGCGGCGAGAGGCCCUACGUCUGCGAGGUCUGUGGGCGGAGCUUCAGUGUCGCCCAGAACCUGGUCCGACAUAACCGAGUCCACAGCGGUGAGAAGCCGUUCACCUGCAGCAUCUGCAACAAGAGCUUCAGCCAGAACAACAACCUGAAGGUCCAUCAGAUGGUCCACAGCGGAACCAGGCCCUACAGCUGCCAGACCUGCACCCGGACCUUCAGGACCAGUAGGGGCCUCCGGGACCACCGCUGUGGGACCACCUGAAACAAGCAGGGAUCAGCAGAGACCAGCAGGGCCUUCAGGACCAGCACUGGCCUCCGAGACCACUGCUGUGGGACUGCCUGAGACCAGCAAAGACCAACAUGGCCUUCAGGACCAGCAGGGGCCUUAGAGACCACCACUGUGGGACCACUUGAGACCAGCAGGGGCCUCUGACACCACCGCUGUGAGACAACCUGAGACCAGCAGGGACCAGCAGAGACCAGCAGGUCUUUCUUUCUUUAGUCAGUGUUUGGUCCAGAUUCUCAGAGGGGUUCUGGGUCUGUUUCUGGUUCUUCGUCUGGUUCUGUGUCUGACUGAUGAAAUUCAUUCUUAUUUUAAAUGACCAGUUUCAUGUCUUGGUUCAGUGUUUGGUUUGAUGUUUCAUCUUCACGUCCAUGGAAAUGAGUCUGAGCCUGUUCUAGAACCAAAUGGAAACAGCUGGAAUCAGUUGGGUCUGAAAACCCUGAACCCAACCUACAUUGGAGACCAGAACUCAUCCAGUACCAGUUACUCAUCGACUUGUUGUAAAAAUCUCACCACAGUAUGUUGGAUACACAUAAUAA